AUUUGGUUCCACCCGUUGACGUCAUAUUCGAGGCGUGUGCAGACUGUGCACUUCCUUUCAGGAGUUUUGUACAGUAUUUUUAAUCUCAACCUGGUACAUUCUUUUUGUAUCUAACUUUAGGAUUUGUUGAAAGACGUCCCUCUUUUGUCGAGGACAUGGAUUUCUCGCUGGCAGAUGCCAUAGCGGACGAUGUCCCGGGCCAAGCUGAGAAAGCGAGUAACCCCAACCCAACCGCCCCUCCUCCUCCCACUAACCCAGGAUGGCCUGGUGCAGCUCCUGGAGCCCCAACACAGCCCUCUGCUCCUGGGGGAUUCCCUGGGGGGCCACAGUCUGGUCCAGGGGCCCCAGGGCAGUUCCCUGGAAGUCAAGGACCCUUCUCUUCUGGUCCCGGAGCCCCAGGGCAGUAUCCUGGAGCUCCCUCUGCCCCCGGUGGGUUCCCGCCCGGACCAGGGGUACCGGGACAAUACCCAGCCGGGCCCGGAGCGCCGGGACAGUACCCAGCUGGGCCCGGAGCACCUGGACAGUACCCAGCCGGGCCCGGAGCACCGGGACAGUUCCCCCCUGGUGGGACCCCCGGUCAUUUCCCUGGAGGCCCAAUGCAGUACCCAUCUGAACCCUUCCAGACUAGCCCUGGAGCACCCCCAGGACCCUAUCCCAACGUGCCUUACCCAGGAGCCCAGCCUGGUGGAGGGAUGUAUGGGCCUGGAGGUCCAGGAGCUGCCUUCCCCCCUGGAGGAGGCACCUUCCCUGGGUUCCCUGGUGGGGCCUUCCCUCCAAUCCCCCCUGGAUCAUGGAGUCCUGGGGGCGGUGGAGUUUUCCCUCCCCAGCCCGGUCACCCUGGCUCUUUCGGUCCAGGUCCCAUGGGACCAUAUGGGGGAUCGGCAGCUCCAGGAGGCAUGUUGCCAGUGCCGUACGAACUGCCUCUCCAUGCUGGCAUCAUGUCCAGGCUGUUGAUCACCAUUGUAGGGGAACCCAUUGUUGGAGGAGAAAGGUUCCAUGUUGACUUUUUAAAAGAGGAGGACGAGGAGGACGAUGAAGAGGUUGUAUUCCACCUCAACCCUCGUUUCUAUGAACAGCAGGUUGUCCGUAACUCCCACCUGGAUGGGGGUUGGGGUCCAGAGGAGAGAGAUGGAGGCUUCCCCUUCGUUCCUGGACAACGUUUUGAGCUGAAGGUGCUAGUGGAAGAGGACUCGUUUAAAGUAGCCGUGGAUGGGAACCAUUGUCUGGAGUAUGAGCACAGAGCCGGAGGGUUUGAGGACGUCACCCUGCUACGUGUGGUGGGGGAUGUCACUCUCUACAGCGUGGCCCCAAGCAUGAUCUAACACUCAAGAGACUACCGCCGUGUCCCAAAUGGCACCCUAUUCCGAUAGGUUCUUGUCAAAAAAAAGUAGUGCACUACAUAGGGAAUAGGGUGCCAUUUGGGAUGUAAGUCCAGUUCACUUCACCUGACUGACACUGUGGCCAAUGAUCUGGAUGGGGGCGGUGCAGCUCACAUACCUCUUUUCACACUACCGUGCUGAACCAAACUGUGCUAGCUAGCAUGGUUCCAGCUACUGUGGCGGAUGGGUAACCAGGCCCGGCUCGGUUUAGCUCCGUGGUGUGAAAAGCCCUACACAGCAUGUCCUGUAGGCUAUAGGUAAAAAAAAAGAGAUCUAAUUAUUUGACUGUGUCAUUUAAAACGUGGUAGUAAUCUAUACAAAUGAGGGCAAGGAACUAGGCUGUGUAACGGUAUUCGGAGAAGGAGAUAUCUGCUUUUUAACGGCAGUUCUAGGGAACGUAACCAUAUUUAUUCUGCAUGAAAUGUCUCAAGGACAUUUGUGUCCUUUUAGCAUUUCACAAUGUUGUCAUGACGGCAGCAAAGUAGACUGUAUAUUGUUUUUGUAUGUCUAUUAAUUACAAAUGAGCCUUUCAGGGUUAUGAUGCAUGUUGUGUGUGUAACCAAUGGACUGAACAUCCGUGUAGCUUUAGCUUUGACACACUCUAUUGCAAUGCUGUCUGCAAGGCUGAAUGGACAUGGACUAGAAGGAUAGAGAGAGAGAGAGAGAGAGAGAGCCUCUGUGUACUGUAAACUGGUCUAGGGUUCAUUUAGCUAAGAUCAUAACAAAUGUGUUUUAGACAUUUUACAGUAUUAAUCCUCUAGGUCUCGCUGAUUUUUAAGGUCUGUUAAAUGUUAUGAAGUAGUCAGAUCUGAAGCUAAAAAUGAAAUGUGAACUGUCGUAGAUGAAUCAAUGUAUCAUUUUGUAGAUGUUACCAAAGACUUAAGUAUUAUUUUCAAAAUGAAGUUUUGUCAAUAAAGAAUGAAGAGAGCUGAUACAUUC
Molecule: messenger RNA, 2318 nt
Organism: Oncorhynchus kisutch (coho salmon)
Lineage: Eukaryota; Metazoa; Chordata; Actinopteri; Salmoniformes; Salmonidae
Gene: lgals3a
Product: lectin, galactoside binding soluble 3a
Exons: 6
Coding region: 156-1322 (388 amino acids)
Biological process (GO): neutrophil chemotaxis; eosinophil chemotaxis; positive regulation of calcium ion import
Cellular component (GO): nucleus; immunological synapse; cytoplasm
Molecular function (GO): disaccharide binding; IgE binding; laminin binding
Source: RefSeq, a predicted model, not a curated record